AUGGCGGCGCUGACGGGAGCUCCUCCCCUCCCCCCUCCCCUUCCUCCCCGCCUUCGGGAGGAGGCCGAAGAACAGGAGAGCACCUGCCCCAUCUGUCUGGGGGAGAUCCAGAACGCCAAGACACUGGAGAAGUGCCGGCACUCAUUCUGUGAGGGCUGCAUCACCCGGGCCCUGCAGGUGAAAAAGGCCUGUCCCAUGUGUGGCCGCUUCUAUGGGCAGCUGGUGGGCAACCAGCCCCAGAACGGGCGGAUGCUGGUCUCUAAGGACGCCACACUCCUACUGCCCAGCUAUGAGAAGUACGGCACCAUCGUCAUCCAGUACGUCUUCCCGCCCGGUGUCCAGGGGGCUGAACACCCAAACCCAGGAGUUCGGUAUCCUGGUACCACAAGGGUGGCCUACCUCCCGGACUGCCCUGAGGGCAACAAGGUGCUGACCCUGUUCCGCAAGGCAUUUGACCAGCGUCUCACCUUCACUAUCGGCACGUCCAUGACCACAGGGAGACCGAAUGUCAUCACCUGGAACGACAUCCACCACAAGACCAGCUGCACAGGGGGACCCCAGCUGUUUGGGUACCCGGACCCCACCUACCUGACCCGGGUGCAAGAAGAGCUGAGAGCCAAGGGUAUCACAGAUGACUGAAGGACAUCCCCUUUGCCAAGCCCUUGCCUUUCUCCAUAGGACCCAGCGGAAGCCUCUGUUCUCCUCUCUCCCUCUGCCCCCCACGCCACACAAAUAGGGGACCAGUCUGACUGGGGAAGGAGUUCAGAGAGGGAGGGGGCAAUCCCUUCCCCUGUCCCCCACAGGCCAAGUGCUUCAGUGCAGUGUGAGCCACUCCCUUCUGGCAGAGGGAUCUCCCAGGCUCUGCUCCCCUUCUCCCCCUGUACAUACUCCCAAUCUCCCUGCCCCCUCCAUUGCCCUUGGCUUUUUCUGGUUCUGUGCUGUGCUCCAGUGACUAAGCUAAGAAAGGACCUGGGUGGGGAGGGAGGGUCUCUUGAGCCCCCUGGCCCCACAAACUGCUCCACUGCUGAACUUCGGUGUGGGGGAGGGCGAAUGGGGCUGAGGUGAGCCCCCAAGGAGCCGGCCUUGUGUGUUCUUCAGAAACAAUACCCCUUCUACCUUAACUUUGUCCUUUCUCUCCUGUGUCUCCGUCUCUGUCAGUCUGUCUCCCGCUCUUCUCUGCCCCGUCUAAGGAGCCUCCUUACCCUGAUCUGGAAUUGCCGCCAGACUGUAGCUUUUAAUUUAAUAAAAAUAAAGUAAAAUAAGCAACUCUC
Ailuropoda melanoleuca (giant panda) is the source of this 1271-nucleotide messenger RNA. RefSeq names its product deltex E3 ubiquitin ligase 3 (gene DTX3). The record is from RefSeq and is a predicted model, not a curated record. NCBI's taxonomy places the organism in Eukaryota, Metazoa, Chordata, Mammalia, Carnivora, Ursidae. The transcript has 4 exons. The coding region runs from base 1 to 639 and encodes 212 amino acids. Gene Ontology annotation, biological process: protein ubiquitination; Notch signaling pathway.